Ochotona princeps (American pika) is the source of this 3477-nucleotide messenger RNA. RefSeq names its product protein phosphatase 6 catalytic subunit (gene PPP6C). The coding region runs from base 114 to 1031 and encodes 305 amino acids. Gene Ontology annotation, molecular function: protein serine/threonine phosphatase activity. Lineage: Eukaryota; Metazoa; Chordata; Mammalia; Lagomorpha; Ochotonidae. Gene Ontology annotation, cellular component: cytoplasm. The transcript is spliced from 7 exons. The record is from RefSeq and is a predicted model, not a curated record. Gene Ontology annotation, biological process: G1/S transition of mitotic cell cycle; peptidyl-serine dephosphorylation.
CACUCAAGGGGCCGGACGUGACGCAGGGAGAGUUCCGGCUUCGGCCUCCGCCGCCGCCGCCGCCUCCACUGCCGCUGUUGCCGGCAGAGCCACCGCGGCUGGUUCUUCCUAAGAUGGCGCCGCUAGACCUGGACAAGUAUGUGGAGAUAGCGCGGCUGUGCAAGUACCUGCCGGAAAACGACCUGAAGCGGCUAUGUGACUAUGUUUGUGACCUCCUCUUGGAAGAGUCAAAUGUUCAACCAGUAUCAACACCAGUAACAGUGUGUGGAGACAUACAUGGCCAGUUUUAUGACCUUUGUGAACUAUUCAGAACUGGAGGUCAGGUUCCUGACACAAACUACAUAUUUAUGGGUGAUUUUGUAGACAGAGGUUACUAUAGCUUGGAGACCUUCACUUACCUUCUCGCACUGAAGGCCAAGUGGCCCGACCGUAUUACACUCCUGCGAGGGAACCAUGAGAGUAGACAGAUAACACAGGUGUAUGGAUUUUAUGAUGAGUGCCAAACCAAGUAUGGAAAUGCUAAUGCCUGGAGAUACUGUACCAAAGUUUUCGACAUGCUCACAGUAGCAGCUUUAAUAGAUGAGCAGAUUCUAUGUGUUCACGGUGGUUUAUCUCCUGAUAUCAAGACACUGGAUCAGAUUCGAACUAUUGAACGGAAUCAGGAAAUUCCCCACAAAGGAGCAUUUUGUGAUCUGGUCUGGUCAGACCCCGAAGAUGUGGAUACGUGGGCAAUCAGUCCCCGAGGAGCAGGUUGGCUUUUUGGAGCCAAGGUCACAAAUGAGUUUGUUCAUAUCAACAACUUAAAACUCAUCUGCAGAGCACAUCAACUAGUGCAUGAAGGCUAUAAGUUUAUGUUUGACGAGAAGCUGGUAACAGUGUGGUCUGCUCCUAAUUACUGCUAUCGCUGUGGAAAUAUUGCUUCGAUCAUGGUCUUCAAAGAUGUAAAUACAAGAGAACCAAAGUUAUUCCGGGCAGUUCCAGAUUCAGAACGUGUUAUUCCUCCCAGAACGACGACGCCGUACUUCCUUUGAGGCCUUCGCCUGUCCUGCUGACCCGCUUCUCUGCCCUCCUUACCCUGACUUUCUUGUAUUACCCUCUACAACAUACUUUUUAUUGAGCACUUUGCUGCUGAAAUGCUGCCUCUUGCCUUUUUUUUUUAUUUUAAAUUAUCUGAAUUUAUUGUUUGUUAUGGUGUCUAUAGCAAUGUCUUUCUAUCAAUUUUCCCUCCAUCACAUCCCCACCUUGGACUCAUUUGAGAAGACUUGAGAAGUGUCUUAAUACUCACAUUGCUGCAUGUAGCUCUUACAUACUUACUGGUCUGGGGGACAGGAUGUGUUUCCAUUUUUAAAACAACCAGUUGACAAUUACACCAGAAUCUUCAUUUUGUAUCAUUGAGCCUUUUGUUUUUGUUUGGGAAAUUUUAAGAAAUUUCAGCAGCAAAGUUGUAACUCAGUGGGCAUGGUGGACUACAGAAGCCUCCAGUUAUGUAUUUCUGCCCCAGCUGUAAACUUCCAUUGUCCUUUGUUGGAUGACGUUUUAAUGGAUAUAAAAUAAAUUGGUCUAAAGGGCUGCCCUCCUUGUUGUGUUUUUAAAUUUUGGUUAAAAACUGCUACAGCUUAUGACUUUGUAUAUUAAGAUAAUUGUAAUGAUCUUUUUCAAAUUCCUUGUAUUUUUUAAUAAAAUAAUCUGAAAUCCAGAUAGGUUAAGUCUAAGAAAUUUUAACCACUUUACAUUGUUAACUUACCUCUCUUCUUUUUUCCUAAUCAGAGUUCCUGACUCUUUGAGUUUUGAGUUUAAAACUUCAAAUGAAAUUCAGUAGUAUUUAUUAAAAAAAAAAAAUCACUAAAGUGUGCCUAAAGAACGUACUGCCAUAUUAAUGUUUUCGUUAUAUGCUCUAUAAUUAUAGAGCAGCAUUUAAUACUUGUCAUGCUGAUGGUUCAUUCGAUACCAGUGGAGUAGAAUGCUAUUGAUCUGGUUAACACCCUGUCAUGAGUAUCAUUAACUAAAAUCUAUGUACUUUUCAAUAGGAGUCAUUAUUCUCUUGCUGUAACACUUGACCAUAACUUUUAAAAAGUGUUCAUUUUGUAACUGCAACUGGAAAGGUUGAAAAGUCAGGUCUCUUGUAUUUGUACACUGUAAUCUGAAACAGAUUGUUUAAAGUGUAGCAAGAAGCAAAUUGUCCUUUUUUUGUAAAGGUUUAUGAUACCAUGUUUUGGCUUUGAGUCAGUGGUUUGGAUAUCCAAAAGGGUAGUGAUGCUCAGUUCUUGAUAUGCAACUGUCCACUUUCAUGAGGACAGAUAUUCCAGGAUCUCUUAUGACAGCAGUCAUAAAUGGUGUUGGAAUGUUCCAUUUUGUUAAAACUUGGUAUCCCUUUACUGCUAUAAUUUUUGUCAUUCCAGGAAAUCCGUGUGAAGCCAGCCAAUUAAUAAAGCACUUUAGCAUCUGUUCAGGUGGUUUUGAAAACCGUUCCCCUUCAGGAUAAGAACUUCUAGGUCACCUAAAAAUGCAAUAAAAAAAUUCUUUCUAGUUGAAGCUUCUUGGCACAUAAUAUUUUAUCAGGGUUUCCUUUUCUUGAAUGAGCACAAUAGUGUUUUGAUUUUAUUUUUUUCCCCUAACCAUUCAGCUCUUUGUACAAUUUUUAAUUGUAUAACUAUAUAAAAGAAGUGGCGAAGGCAUUUGCUGCACACACUUGAACUUUUGUUGAGCCAGUAACGCUAAUGUGUUACCGCUCUGACUCCAGUGUAAUAAUUCAGGUGGAACGUUCUAUUUACCUUACAGGGAUAUGUAGCUGUGUAUUUUUACUAAUUGUGAAACACUGGAAAUAAUGAUGCAGAGAACUUGGUGUGGUCUUGGUGUAGCUUCCUCCCUGCAGUAUUUUUUCCCCUGUUAAUCAUAACUUGUGUAUUUAAGUGCUUGCAUUCCACUGCUUUUAAGUUGUACCAAUAAAGUCGGUAACCCUUUGCCUCCUCUUCCCGAUUGACACUCCUGAUCAUUUUGUGUUGUAGUUUUCAUUAUCCCUGUAAUGUGAUGUUUAUUUUUAAGUCAUGAUAUACUGCAUUUGUCUGUCACUUGUGGGCAUGUGCCAAUACUAGUCUGUCCAUUCCUGAUCUGCCCUUUCUGUUUUGCCUGAUAGCUCUUCAGUUAAUAAUGAAUGGCCUUGUGCAUGGGAAAAAAUAGUUUUUAUUGCUAGACAUGUAAAGGGAAGAAAGAGUGAAUGUACUGAACUUUGUAAGCCUGGAAGGAGUAUUCGGAUCCCUCUGAUCAAUAAGGGCUAUGUAUCCUGUGGCGUAAUCGUGUGGCAGAAGACACUUGAAAGUUGUAGCUUUGGAAGCAGGAGGGUCUGUCAUUCCCUGUAUCUAGUCUGAAUGUAAAAUCCCUUCUGUUGUAUUAACGGGGUUAAGAACUAUUUUUAUUUGCCUAUGAUGAUGAUAUUCUUGUUUUUUAAAUAAAGUGUCCUAGGCUCUGGUGAGAACUGUC